GUUAGUGGCCGGUGGUCUGGAGCCUUGAGUCAGCUCGACUCUGGAGUUGUAGCUGGAAGUUUGACCGGGCAUAGCUUGGGAGCCAAGCUGAGUUGGGGCUCCAUACUCUGGGCUUACGGGGGUCUCCUAUUGGGCCCCCCAUGCCGGGAGCCUGUAGCCUUAACUCAGCUUGGCUCCCGAGUUAAGGAACUUUAGGACACCACGGGCUCUAUCUCAAUUGAAUUAAUAUCUAGCGCUUUAGUCAAGACCACCUAAACUGAGACCAAGUCGAGACCAAGACAAGACCAAGACCAGACUAGCACUCCUCAAAUUCAUCUGAAAGAUCCACAUUUACUGCCUGAGAAAUGUCUUAUUUUUAAUCAAUAAUUAAAAUUAGAAUAAUAAGACACUAUAUAGAUCGGUUACCAAAAAAUCACUAACAACAGAAUUCAUCUUUACACUGUAAUUGGUACAAUUACAAAUGCAUAAAUAAUGUUGAGAUUAAUGUUUAAAAAAUAAAAUUUUGUUUAUUGAACAUUUGUAUAAAAAAAAAAAUAAAAAAAAUCAAUAUCAAUAUCACGUUUGCAAUUGUGCUCAUAUUUGUGAAAACAGCCCUCUUUCUUUUGAUAUUGCUUAAUUAUAUCAUAUGUUAUAAUAUAAAGACCUUAUACAAGUACUUUUUUGCAAUCAUAUCUUGAAUUUUGUGGGCAUUUGUAUUAAUUUUGGUGACAUUUUUGACACAAUCCCUUGUUGAUUUCUGACCCGGCACAACAGUGACAAAAUAAACGAAAUUAGAAAUAAGUUAUUGAUUGCAUUUGAAGCAGGAAGAUUUACAUCCAAUCAAAUUAAUGAUGUUAACAAAGAAAUCAGACAAUGCAACGGCAAUUUAGCGAUAUCCCCGCAGUUGUGGUCUUGACCGGUCUUGAAAUAAAAUCCUGAGUACUUUUAGUCUGAGACCAAGACAAGACCAAGACCUUCAAAAAAUGGUCUUAAGGCUCGAGUACUACCACACUAUUAAUAUCUAAAUAUAGUUGUAAAUUAAGGUAGUAGGUAAGGUAAGGUAAAAGGUUAGUAAGGUAAAAGCACACAAAUAUUUGUUAUCAUUAAACACUUUCAUCUAGAAAAUUGAUCAGUUUAUAAUUAGAUGGAUUCCUCAUUGAAACACAUAAGGUGGGCUUAAAUGGUUCCACAGAGAGUAAUGGUGAAAAAAGACAAUGUUUUCCUUUAAAAAAUGUAAGAUAUGUUUACAAAGACAUGCCUGGAGCUUGAAUAUAAUGUAGACUAAGCAUCAUAGUAAUUUUCAUUGUGCUUGUGAUUAUUUUCAUUCGAGUUCAGCUUGUGUUGGCUCUAGUUUGCGUGUGUUUUGUGGCGCCGUACCAUAUAAGCCCAUCUUUAAAAAAAGUAAUUUAUGAAAAUAAUUUGCUCUACAAAACAAUUUGAUGUAUUUGUUUGUAAAUUAAUGUAAAAUGAAUCACAAAUCAUUCAUUGUUUGUAGUUCACGUGCUUAAUUCUUUGGCAGUCUAUCUUUCAGUAAGGCUAAUGGUUUGACCUUGAGAUUAGCUUUGUGCACAAGCUAAUAAAACUCAUCUUUCCAUCUAAAGAAAAAUGAUAUAAAAUAAUAAAGUACUAUUUGUUCAUUCACAAUACAUUUAUCUCUUAUUUGACAUAACAUACUUGCCAAAGAAAUGGCUGAAAAUUUCAGAAAUGUGUUGAUUUCUGAAGGGUCCCGAAAGACCAACGUUUUUGGGUAUCUUUCUGAGACAGCAUGAACAUGAGUGGAGCUAACUCGACAUUGACAAAUGUGAUAGGUAUGCAAUAGAAAUGGAUUUGUUAAAAUAAUGAGCAGCAUAAAAUAUGAUUUUCUCUUUUUUUCAUUUGACUUCAAAGUUGAAAGUGGGUUUAAAGGGUACAUGGGCUUAAUGGGUACACCCUAUAUUUUAAUGACUGAACAAGUCGGUCACUUUCUUCAGAAUUACACACAACUAACCGGUUUGUGUUGGGUGGAGCAGCUGAGAGGACUAUAUAAGAGAGAGCCCUGUGAAGGUUCUUUAAAGAUCUCUUCUGCUCUCGUCAGUGAAACAGCAGUGUCUUCUACAACAUCUUCUGUGCCACAAAUACAGAAGAAAACAAAAUGGCAAAUGCACAGCAAAUAACCAAGCUCAAUGUCUCCACCUGUAAGAACGAAGAGGAAAUACUCAGAGCUCAAGGUUAUCAUGUCAUCAAUGUUAACCUCAAUGAAGGUACUGGUGGAAACCGGGUCCUUCUUUGGUACAAGAAAGUGUCUGGCGAAACACCAGUGACCAGGAUCGAGUUUUCAUUCACUGACAAGAUGAAAUCUGGUCUGGCUGAUGCUGGAUAUGAGCUGGUCAACAAGGAUCUGAAUGCAGGAGUCAGUGGAGAUCACAUCUCUCUCUGGUACUUCUGCGGCAGCACUGAAUAUGACAUUCCUAUUGUGGAGCUCGAGGUAAGCAUAGACGCCAAAGAAGAACCUGCUCUUCUGAAAGAUGGCUGGGAGAGACUGGGCUGUAAUCUGAACCGUAAUGCAAGAGGAAACUUCAUCUACCUGUGGGUGAAGAGAGAGAAGACCAGCUACAUACAAGAGGUCGCAGCAUCUGUUGACUUCAGUUCUGACAAGCACAUGUUUGAUCUGGGCUACACUCGUGUGGAUGAAGACACCAAUCGGGGCUCUGGUGGAAACUACGUCUUCCUCUGGUAUCGGCGCACAACCGAUAAGAGCAAGGCUCUCACUGCUCUUGACGUAUCCACCUCCCACCAGGAGGAAGAAAAGCUUCGGAAGCAAGGCUAUAAAGUGCUCAGUGUUGAUCUCAAUAAAGGAACCAGUGGAAAAGUUGUCUUCCUAUGGUACAAGAAAGAAGGAGGUCAUUCGAUCCAGGCCAUGGUUCUGCUGAUCGACUCUGAGGCCUGGAUUGAGUAUCAGAAAGCUGGUAUCAACUUUAUCGACAAAAAUCUGAAUGAGGGCAACAAUGGCUGGAAAAUGCACAUAGCCUACAAUUAAAAUCACAGAAUCAUGCUGCCAUCACAGGAUCUUCUUCAGUUAUCUCAGUGGUAGAUCUAUAUGGCAAUCAUAUCUGUUUAUAAUCAUAUCUGUUUCUAAUGCAUGAUGUUAAUGUCACUCUUAAAAGCAUAUUGUGACCGUGGCUGUUGUACUGCACUCAACCACACACAUUUCAUUUGGCCUUUGUGUUUAUGUUGUAAUGAAUUAUGAAAUAAAUUCAACUUUAACCACAACGAACGCA
Messenger RNA from Ctenopharyngodon idella (grass carp), 3236 nucleotides. RefSeq lists its product as uncharacterized. Lineage: Eukaryota; Metazoa; Chordata; Actinopteri; Cypriniformes; Xenocyprididae. The transcript is spliced from 2 exons. Bases 2111 to 2995 code for a protein of 294 amino acids. The record is from RefSeq and is a predicted model, not a curated record.